GACGCACACCGCUCCCGGAGAGGCUGCGAGGCCGAGAUGGCGCCUGCUGCUCGGAUGCUGGGGAGGCGGGUGCUGAGCUGGAGGCUGCUGCCGCCCGGCGUGCCCCUCGCGGGCCGCGCGCCCCGGCGAGCCCACUCCCUGCUGCCCGUGGACGACGCGAUCAACGGGCUGAACGAGCAGCAGAAGCAGCUUCGUCAGAUGAUGGCUAAGUUCCUUCAGGAGCACCUAGCUCCCAAGGCCCAGGAGAUUGAUCAGACCAAUGAUUUCAAGAACAUGCGCGAGUUCUGGCGGCAGCUGGGGAACCUGGGCGUGCUGGGCAUCACAGCACCAGUUCAGUACGGCGGCUCUGGCUUGGGCUACCUGGAACAUGUGCUGGUCAUGGAGGAGAUAUCUCGGGCUUCUGGAGCCGUGGGGCUCAGCUAUGGCGCCCACUCCAACCUCUGCAUCAACCAGAUUGUGCGCAACGGGAAUGAGGCCCAAAAGGAGAAAUACCUCCCCAAGCUGAUCAGUGGAGAAUCCAUCGGAGCCCUGGCCAUGAGUGAGCCCAGUGCCGGCUCUGACGUUGUCUCCAUGAAGUUGAAGGCGGAAAAGAAAGGAGAUCAUUAUAUCCUGAAUGGAAACAAGUUCUGGAUCACUAAUGGCCCUGAUGCUGAUGUCCUCAUUGUCUACGCCAAGACGGAUCCCGCUGCUGUGCCAGCUUCCCGGGGCAUAACAGCCUUUAUCGUGGAGAAGGGCGUGCCUGGCUUCAGCACCUCCAAGAAGCUGGACAAGCUGGGAAUGAGAGGCUCUAACACCUGUGAGCUUAUCUUUGAAGACUGUAAAGUUCCUGCUGCCAGCAUCCUGGGCCAGGAGAGUAAAGGGGUGUACGUGCUGAUGAGCGGGCUGGACCUGGAGCGCCUGGUGCUGUCGGGAGGGCCCCUAGGGCUCAUGCAGGCUGUCCUGGACCACACCAUUCCCUACCUGCACGUGCGGGAAGCCUUCGGCCAGAAGAUCGGCCACUUCCAGCUGAUGCAGGGAAAGAUGGCUGACAUGUACACUCGCCUCAUGGCCAGUCGGCAGUACGUCUACAAUGUGGCCAAGGCCUGUGACGAGGGCCACUGCACUCCCAAGGACUGCGCCGCCGUGAUUCUUUACGCAGCCGAGUGCGCCACACAGGUUGCCCUGGAUGGCAUUCAGUGUCUGGGUGGCAAUGGCUACAUCAACGACUUUCCCAUGGGCCGCUUUCUUCGCGAUGCCAAGCUGUAUGAGAUCGGCGCUGGCACCAGUGAGGUGAGGCGGCUGGUGAUUGGCAGAGCCUUCAAUGCCGACUUCCACUAGAGCCAGGCCUGCCGCCGGAGCGCCCGCACCUAGGGGCCUUUGGGGAGGCCACGGGGCAGCCUCUGAGCGAGCGAGCGAGGCUGCCCAGCGGCCUGGCUACGGGCCUCACCCCCAGGCCAGGAAAGCUGCAAAUGGACUGUUGUGGAAGUGCAUUGCUCCUGGGGUGGGGGGGAGCUUGGUGAACUCUGUGCCCUGGCUCUUCAGCGUGGGGGACCUGAUGGCCCCUGGGGUGGGGGGUGGCCUGUGGGGGUGCAGGUGAAACUUCUUUUGUGAGUAACUCGUAAAGGGAGCUUCUGCUCCAGUUCAGCAGCCGCGCCGCCUCUUCUGGGGAAAGCAGCCAAAAAUCUCCCCGUUGCUUCUCGGGCGUGGCGCCCGGAGCUGACCGUGCGGCGGUCAGCGGCGGGGCCCAGGGUCCUCCUGGGAGGCAGCCCCGAGUCCCCCCUGCACCACUGCCACCAGCACGGGCACCAGCCUUUCCCGAUUGUGUGGCCUUCUGCUGCCGACCGCGCGCAGGCCCGGGCCGGCCCCGGCUGCCUGGCUGCCUGGCCCCCGGCCAGCCCUGGCGGCUGUGUACAUUUCUUCGGACGCUCUACGGCUGAUGUUGUUACCGCUGCACAGUGGCUGCUGCCAUUUUGUAUUAAACAUGUUGUAAAGCAAA
Molecule: messenger RNA, 1975 nt
Organism: Dipodomys spectabilis (banner-tailed kangaroo rat)
Lineage: Eukaryota; Metazoa; Chordata; Mammalia; Rodentia; Heteromyidae
Gene: Ivd
Product: isovaleryl-CoA dehydrogenase
Exons: 12
Coding region: 37-1317 (426 amino acids)
Biological process (GO): L-leucine catabolic process
Cellular component (GO): mitochondrion
Molecular function (GO): 3-methylbutanoyl-CoA dehydrogenase activity; flavin adenine dinucleotide binding
Source: RefSeq, a predicted model, not a curated record